Sphaeramia orbicularis (orbiculate cardinalfish) is the source of this 1158-nucleotide messenger RNA. It is a transcript of the gene tmem230a, whose product is annotated as transmembrane protein 230a. The record is from RefSeq and is a predicted model, not a curated record. Gene Ontology annotation, cellular component: synaptic vesicle; endomembrane system. The transcript is spliced from 4 exons. NCBI's taxonomy places the organism in Eukaryota, Metazoa, Chordata, Actinopteri, Kurtiformes, Apogonidae. The coding region runs from base 151 to 516 and encodes 121 amino acids. Gene Ontology annotation, biological process: synaptic vesicle transport.
CACAGAAAAACACGGAAGUCGUAGAAGUUGAUCAAUGAAAACAACAUGAUGGUGUAGAGGUUGCAUCGUAGAGAUACAGUUUCUACUACACAGCAACGUGUGUAGUUUGCACUGUUGGCUGAUCUCCAUGUGAAGAGCUCUUCUACUGUAAUGAAGGCAGCUAGAAACAACAUGUUGGCUGCUGGAAUGUCUAACAACAAGGUCAAAUACUCGAGGCUGGCUGCCGACGAGGAUGGUUACAUAGAUCUACAGUUCAAGCGAAGCCCUCCGAAGGUCCCGUACAAGGCGAUCGCUCUGGCGGUCUUCCUGUUUUUGAUUGGCUCGUUACUGAUAAUCUUCGGAGCGCUUCUCCUGUCAGGAACCAUAGAGGUGGAGCAUCCGGAUCGAACCAUCCCCGUCAUUAUCAUCGGGCUCCUCGUCUUCCUCCCUGGGUUUUACCAUCUGAGAAUCGCUUACUACGCCUCCAAAGGUUACCGCGGUUACUCCUUUGAAGACAUCCCGGAUUUCGGAGACUGAAACGCGUGACCGCUGCUAACAUAUGCCAUCCUGACUCUGCUGAGACCAUCGGCUGCUGUUUACGUAACGUAUCAGAACGAAUGUAGCAAAAACACACCUUUUAGCUUUAUCACCGCUGACCCGUGGAUGCCAGUUUGGCUCCACGCUGCUCUGCUGAUCUCGAUUACUCUCCGCUCUAGUUACUUUGCAUAAUGAAGUCUCUUAUCAGAAUACCAUUGCACCUUUUUACUGUAAAACACUCACCUCUCAUCCAGGAAAUAAUUAUUAUACCUCUGUGAUGAUUAGUGAGACAUUUCUGGAGAAUCAAUCAUAGAUGCCUUUAAUUUCUACAAAAACCUGUAGAACUGACAAACUUUUGCAGAGUUGCACACAGCUAAUGCAUAAAAUCUCCAAAACACUUAGUUUUUAAUAUCGCGUAGUUUAUUUUAUGUUAGAAAAGCUCAGGAGGCUAUAUUUCUCCUACAUGAUUUUAUAAGUAGCUCAAGUCUAAUUACUUUGUCAAAGUACAGUAUAUUUUUGAAUGAAAUGUAUUAUUUGGUGUAAAAUAUUACAGUUUGUGCAUUGUCAUUAAAAUGUAAAUAUCAAAGAAACCAGUAUUGUUAUAUAUUUGCUUUAAGAAAUAAAGCUAGAGACCUGAACCAG